Periconia digitata is the source of this 3503-nucleotide messenger RNA. The record is from the annotation of a GenBank genome assembly. NCBI's taxonomy places the organism in Eukaryota, Fungi, Ascomycota, Dothideomycetes, Pleosporales, Periconiaceae.
CCGGAGGAUGUCGCGAAUGCCCUCACAGCACGUCUCUGCCUGCGUGCACGCUUGGGGGGCGUAUCCGGGUGAUGAUGAUGACGAGGAUGACGGAUCGAUAGCCGAAGGGCGAGGAGCCCCGCGCGAGGCUUGCUUGACGUGUGUCGCAGCAGCGAGAUACGACGACCAAAGCCGGGGAGCGAGGAUGGCUGCUUGUGUCGACGUCCGGCUUUUUCUGCUUCUGGCGCUGUCCUCCCUCCCAGGACGCCGUGCUGGGCUGCUUGUUGUUGUCAACACCCCCCCGCCGCCGCUCAUCGGGCGUGAUUUGCUGGCGGGCCCCACUGGCGGCGUCGUGCAUUGGCGUUCCCAACUUUCCUUAGCCCUGCGCGGCUGCUCGCUGCUCCUGUUGGCGGGCCCUGGCCUAAGCCUAGCCUGGCCUGCGAGGGGGGGGACGUCGAGCUCAACAGCGAAGCGGCGGCAGAAAAAUAAUACUGCCACUGCCAGCCAGACCGCAUCUUCCCUCGCACCGUUCCAACAACAACAGUUCCUCCUCUUCUGCUCCAUUCAACCCUCUCUUCAACAAAACAACAGAAUCAACAGAAAGGAAAAAAAAAGCACCACUCACCCACAACUCACAAUGUCCGCCAAAUCCAUCCUCGAGGCCGACGGCAAGGCCAUCCUCAACUACCACCUCACUCGUGCUCCCGUCAUCAAGCCCACGCCUCUCCCCGCCUCUUCCACACACAACCCUCCCCCAAAGCUCGCGUCGCUGCACUUCCCUGCCGAUGCCGAUGUCAAGGGCAUACUCGACCAGGCCGAGGCCACAUACCCGUGGCUGCUGGCUCCCGGUGCCAAAUUCGUGGCCAAGCCCGAUCAAUUGAUCAAGCGACGAGGCAAGAGCGGUCUUUUGGCCUUGAACAAGUCGUGGGCGGAUGCCCGUGCCUGGAUCCACGAGAGGGCCGGAAAACCCCAGAAGGUCGAGACGGUCGAUGGUGUUCUCAGGCAGUUCUUGGUCGAGCCAUUCGUUCCUCACCCGCAGGAUACCGAAUACUACAUCAACAUCAACUCUGUGCGAGAGGGUGACUGGAUCCUCUUCACCCACGAGGGUGGUGUCGACGUCGGUGAUGUCGAUGAGAAGGCCGAGAAGCUCCUCAUCCCCGUUGACCUCAGCGAGUACCCCUCCAACGAGAAGAUCGCUAGCCAGCUCCUGUCCAAGGUCCCCAAGGGUGUGCACAAUGUUCUCGUCGACUUCAUCUCCAGAUUAUACGCCGUCUACGUUGACUGCCAAUUCACAUACCUCGAGAUCAACCCUCUCGUCGUCAUCCCCAACUCGGAAGCCACCUCUGCUGAAGUGCACUUCCUGGAUCUUGCUGCCAAGAUUGACCAAACUGCCGAGUUCGAGUGCGGUGCCAAGUGGGCUGUUGCCCGCAGCGCAAAUGCUCUCGGCAUCGCUGCUUCGCCUGCCCAAGGCAAGCAGACGGUCGAUGUCGGUCCUCCCAUGGAGUUCCCCGCUCCUUUCGGUCGCGAGAUGAGCAAGGAAGAGGCCUACAUUGCGGAGAUGGACGCCAAGACUGGUGCAUCUCUCAAGCUCACCAUCCUCAACGGAUCCGGUCGUGUGUGGACUCUCGUCGCCGGUGGUGGUGCCUCUGUCGUCUACGCCGAUGCCAUCGCCUCCGCUGGUUUCGCUGGCGAGCUUGCCAACUACGGCGAGUACUCUGGUGCCCCCACCGAGACUCAGACCUUCCACUACGCCCGCACCGUCCUCGACCUCAUGCUCCGUGCUCCCCAGCACCCCGAGGGCAAGGUUCUCUUCAUCGGUGGUGGUAUUGCCAACUUCACCAACGUCGCCUCCACAUUCAAGGGUGUCAUCCGUGCUCUGAGGGAGGUUGCACCCCUCCUCAUCGAGCACAACGUCCAGAUCUGGAUCCGUCGUGCUGGUCCCAACUACCAGGAGGGUCUCAAGAACAUCAAGGCCGUUGGCCAGGAGCUUAGCCUCAACAUGCACGUGUACGGUCCUGAGAUGCACGUCUCGGGUAUCGUGCCCUUGGCCCUUAUCCCCGGAAAGACUUCGGACAUUCCCGAGUUCUCUGGUUAGGCGUUGUAUGAUUAGAUUGGUAGAAUUCGUUUUAUUUGGAUGCGACGGUGGGAGAAUACAGUUUAUGAAUCACGGUUAGACAAACGGUCGGCGGCAUGCGCGGGUAUGUGAUAUGGACCCCAAAAGUGCUGCUUAGGAUGGAGUGCAGAUUCCCUCGUCUUAGACUUGAUUGUUCUUUGCCGGCGUCACGCGCUACACAUGGGAUUUGGCAAACACAGUAAAGAAUUUAAUAAUUACCUUGAGUCUUUUGCUCUUCAGACUCGUGCGACUGUUCAGAUUCUGUCCAAGCGCACCAUGGAUUAAUUCAAUGCUACUGUUGUGGUCGCGUGAGAUCUGAACAUCAGCAGCAGCAGCAGCAGCAGCAACAAUAGAACCGAUGUCCGAUAUCGCAACUAUCGACAAUCCUUCAAAAAGGGUUCAAUCUAGCCCCCCUUGCUUCUUACAACUAAAAAAAAAACACUAACGAUUUAUCCACGCGUUUAAAAAAAGAAAGGGGGUGUCAGGGUCAGGGUCAGAAGGUUGGGAGGGGUCACCAGCAAACGGGAAAGGCGGAAUUUAGUUUUCCUCUGCGUCCAUCAGAAAAAAAAGAGAAAAGCCGACGGCUUUUCCGAACAACACCGGAACCCGGAACUGACCUGACCUGACCCCAACCCAACCCAACCCAACCCAUGGGUUGGUAGUUUUGGGAAAAGAAAUGAUUAUGGAAUCUAAGGGUAGGUUAGUGUAUUAACGUUGUACAUGCAGCUGUGGCUUUUACCUUGUUUUCUUCUCCUUUUUUAUUUUCUCCACCUGCUUAGAUCGCUUUGGGUUGCUUAGGUUUUGAUUCCCAAGUAUAGGAUUCCUGAAUCAAUUUUUUGCUAUUUAUGGAUUUGUUGUUAUUGUCGCUGUUCUUAGGAUGCCUCUUCUGUUUUUCUUAGGGCUUUGGAAGAGGGCAGGAGAGACAAUGCCUUUUUUUUUCUUUCUUUUUUUUUAAUCCCGCAUAACUCUUUUUGUCUUGCUGUUUCUAAGAAGGGUAGGAAAAGGAGGAAACAGAAAAGAGAGAAUUAGUGAGGUAAAGGUGAAUAAAAAGCUCUACUAUUACUUACUAUGUAAAUGCUUUUCUUCCACCCUUGCCCUUCCCUCUUCCACCUUUUUUCUUCUCGUUAGGGUAGUUUAUCGUUCCUUAGUUUCUACCUAAUAUGGCUUUACUUGACGAUUGUCAUCUACCUUUACCCCACUUCUUUUAGUUUUUUUUUUGUACAAGUGAAAGGAAGGGACUUGGACGUACUCACUUCCACAGCUAAAGGCUAAGGCUACUAGACAAGAUAAGUAGCUGUUGAUAGGAACAAUAGUGAAAUGAGUAAGCAAGCAACAGACAAAACGACAGUACCUUUUUUUCGUUCUUAGAUAAAAGAAGAUGGCGAUGUGUUUAGUAGGGAGUAUAUUAUGU